This is a messenger RNA of Laccaria bicolor S238N-H82, 2253 nucleotides long. RefSeq lists its product as uncharacterized. The record is from RefSeq and is a predicted model, not a curated record. Bases 1 to 2253 code for a protein of 750 amino acids. Lineage: Eukaryota; Fungi; Basidiomycota; Agaricomycetes; Agaricales; Hydnangiaceae. The transcript has 13 exons.
AUGUCCCAACGACCCAAGCGUGAGACGGCAAACACCAAGCCAGCACAGAUCAUCAUUGACAACAUCCAGAAACGCCGCACGUCUGCUCAAGUCCAAGAAGACGCUAGGAACGCCGCUGCUGCAAAAGCUGCCAAACAAGCAGCUGACGCCGAACUGAAAGCUGAAAAGAUUGCCCGUAUUGCUGCCGCCGAGGAUAAGCUCCGCCGGGAGGAUGAGGACGCCAAGAAGAACGCUGAGCGACCUGAUUUGGUAGUGGGGAAAAAAAGGGGGAGCAAGAAAUCUGUGUCUACGAACAAGGGAAAACUCCCCGAGAACGACCCACUUGACAACAAAGACAUCCGCGGAACCAUUGUGCAGCCGGACUUAUCGCUAGUGGAUAACACGAUGAUGAAGAAGCAGAAAUUUGUAAACAAGCCUAAGGUGCAAGUGCCGGCAACGGAACCUUCUGACGAUGAAAGUGAUGGAGGGAAUGACGACGAGAUGAAGAAGAAUUGUACACCUGCGACAAAGGCCCAACUCCCCAACACUGAACAAUUGGACGAUGACGACGCCGCAAUGUUAUCCGAGGGCCUUGUAGAUCUUCCAGAAGACUCGAUUGUUGAUACUGAGUCGAGCGAUGGGCGAGGUUUAGAAGAGUUCGACGCCUCUGACCAAGAUGACGAUUAUGUCAUCAAGGUUGAUGAGUCCGAAUCCGAUGACCACGAAGUUGUGAUCCCCAAGAAACCAGCUGCGAAGAAAGAGAAGCCCAAACGCGGUGAACUAAGACAAACGAUCAACAAUGCUCGCCAGGUCGCUCCUGCAUCCGGCCUCGUCAUUGGCGCCAAACGCAAAGAUCCAGCCGACCCCAAGUCUUCACAACCUGACAAGCGAGCCAAGAAGUCUGAGCCGAUGGGGUUGAUGGCCGAUUGGAAGAAGAAGGUCAGGCAGAAAGGUGACGUCGCUCCAUUUUGCUGGUAUUCUCAACAUGCGACAAAUAAUGGGCCCACAGGUUCUAAUGGGUCCGAGGCCGACUUGGUGAAUACCGAGCUCGAACCUGUGGGGGGUGAGUUUCAUGAUGAUGAGGAAGCUGUGUCUGUCACGGCGGCUCGCACCGCGAAGGGAGCGAAUGUUACUAAAGUCAAAUACGAGACCCCCAUGAGAUUAGUCCAGACACCCUCCAUCGACAUCGAGCAAUUUCGGCGAGGACGUGGACCGAAGAAGGAAAAGUACACCGUCAUCGACCUUCCCUUUCCCGCAGGACCUGGGAAAGCUGCCUACCAUCAGAAGUGGCGUCGACAGUUCAAACAUAGCCUGUACCAUUGGGCUGGUACUGUUUCAGAUCCUUUUGGUACCAACGCUAUCAUGGGGCCAAAGGUACGUGAGAUCUGGAACGCCGUGUAUCCGACUUUGGUUCUGGAGAACGAUGACCCUGCUUGGGAUGUCAUCCGUGGUGUCGCCGGGGACGCGCUCCUGGAUUGGCGCAGUUCAGCUGGGAAGGACGCUAUCAAGAUCGUCGUUAAAACAUUCAAAGAGAACAAGAUUUCCGAUGACGAAGUCGGCGAGGUUGCAGAGUAUUACCUCAAGAAAUUCCGGUUUAUCUAUGGAAAUCCCGAUGCAUCAAAUCCAGAGGAGAAGGAGCCGUUCCUUGGUCCGUUUAUGCUCGAAAUGUUCGCAACCGUUCUCAAGAAAACGGUUGCGUCCAUGUUUGGAUAUGGCCACCCCAUCGGCGGUCUUGCAAUGGCCGCGGCUACUCUAGAGCGUGCAUUUGAAUUAAUUAAACAGGGUCGGGUAACUCUGGAUUACGAGGACGACACCGAUAAGAAGAAACCCUCCCUCCCUCAAUUCAAUGAUAAGCUAUGGGGUCCGAAGGUUCGCAAGUGGGUCGUGUCGACACAGAAACUCGACGUCAAGAAACAUUGGCCAAACAUUCUCCAUAAUGCCGCGUCGAGGGUAGCCAACUUCAACGUAGAUGAGGAUGGUGAUGAGGAUGAUGGUGACGAGGAUCCUCGGGCAAUGAUUGUCAUUUCUUUGCUCGCCGUACUCGUCACUCAUUACAUUGAUAGAACUACCAUUGCUUGCCUCACCUUCCAUAACGUUCCCACCGAGGAAGGUGUAAUCAACCGUCAAGAACUCAAGCAUGCCGAGGCAGGAGUGACGACGUACCCUUCCGUUGUCCCACAUACGAGUGGCCUUGGUAGGGACAGCUCGCAUCGCACCACCACCGCCAAGGCGCCGGACAUCCGCUUUGAUACUAAGGAGGCGGCCAUGUCGUGA